AUGAAGUUGGGGAUAAUUGGCGGAGGACCUUCUGGUUUUUAUGUCGCCUCUCGAAUUCUAUCUAGGACAAGCAGACCCCUGCGGAUCGACAUUUACGACCGUCUCUGGUGCCCACAUGGGCUCGUGCGGUACGGUGUUGCCCCCGACCACCCUGAAGUCAAGAACUGCAUCCAUAAAUUUGACACAGCUGCAUCCGACCCUCGUCUCCGUUUCUUUGGCAAUGUGAACGUCGGAAACACAGGCGGUUUCAAGCACAACCUUCAAAUCCCCGUACAGUCACUAUUGAAUAACUACACUCAUCUUCUCCUCGCAACGGGAUGCACGAAACCGAGACUACAUCCAUCUUUACCGCCCCGGAAAGGUGUAGUUGUACCCGCUCUUGACAUAGUUCACUGGUAUACUGCUCAUCCUUCCACUCCUUCACCGCCGCCUCUGGACAAGGUCAAGCACAUCUCUCUUAUUGGACUGGGAAAUGUAUCGCUGGAUGUAGCUAGAAUUCUCCUCAUGAAUCCGAACGAGCUGGCUCCGUAUGACGUUCCGGAGAGCGUGUUGGAUGUUCUUAGAAAGUCUACGGUCGAGCAUGUGUCAAUUAUCGGGAGAAGAGGGCCUUUGGAGGCGGCUUUCACAACGAAAGAGUUGAGAGAGAUGAUGGAAUUAUCGGAGGCUAGAAUGGUACCUCUGGAUUCACCUUUGUUGGCCACCGAUGAAGGGAGAAAGUUGACACGCCAACAAACCCGGACACUCGAUCUCCUCAAAAAGGGUUCGAAGAACACGUUUCCGGUCUCUCCGAAAAAGACAUGGAGCCUGGAGUUCUAUAGAAACCCUUUGGGAAUCAUUCCUGGCGAAGGCGGGCAUAUACACAUCCUAACGUUGGGACACACAGAAGUGGACAAAACUACAGGAAAAGCAGUACCGACAGGCCUCACAACGCAACUCCCUACCGACCUGGUUAUCACCUCUUUGGGAUUCCACGGGGAAUCUUUCACCUUACCUCCUUCAUCUUCGUCUCCGCACCUCGAUUCGCACUCGACCUCCCCCGACUUGUACUCCCCCACACUCGGUCACCUACGCACCCUUCCUCCGGUCAAUCGUCUCAUUUCACCAAAUCCAUCUGGCCAUAUUCUCAAGCACAUGUAUGCCUCUGGUUGGGCGGCUACGGGAGCGAAGGGUAUUUUGGCAACGACAAUGAUGGACGCCUAUAGUGUUGCGGACGCGGGCAUCUUGAAGGAUGUUGUCUUGGCGGAUGAGGAGGUCGAGAGUGGGAGAUUAGAGGAGGAACUGUUGCUCAAUCCUCUCGAGGCAUUUGAUGUAGACCUCGAUUCCCUUCCAUCUGAGGUUGAGCAAGGUCUGUGUGAGGGAACCGUCACAACAUAUGAGAAUUGGAAGAAGAUUGAUGAGGCAGAAGUCAAACGAGCCAAAGAUGGAAAGGAAAGAGAACGGAUGACAUCUUGGGAAGAGGCUAAGGCCUUCUUGCGUGAGGUUUCCAACGUCUGA
This is a messenger RNA of Marasmius oreades (fairy-ring Marasmius), 1494 nucleotides long. RefSeq lists its product as uncharacterized. The transcript has a single exon. Gene Ontology annotation, cellular component: mitochondrion. The record is from RefSeq and is a predicted model, not a curated record. NCBI's taxonomy places the organism in Eukaryota, Fungi, Basidiomycota, Agaricomycetes, Agaricales, Marasmiaceae. Gene Ontology annotation, biological process: ubiquinone biosynthetic process. The coding region runs from base 1 to 1494 and encodes 497 amino acids.